Laccaria bicolor S238N-H82 is the source of this 3975-nucleotide messenger RNA. Its product is annotated as reverse transcriptase-RNase H-integrase. Gene Ontology annotation, molecular function: nucleic acid binding. The transcript has 2 exons. Gene Ontology annotation, biological process: DNA integration. The coding region runs from base 1 to 3975 and encodes 1324 amino acids. The record is from RefSeq and is a predicted model, not a curated record. NCBI's taxonomy places the organism in Eukaryota, Fungi, Basidiomycota, Agaricomycetes, Agaricales, Hydnangiaceae.
AUGUCUACACUUGCUACAGUCGAUCCUACCAGUGCCAAGGCACCUAUCCUCACUCAGGGUAACAUCUCUCCAUCAGUUAUGAUGGAUUUUGAAAAUGCAGCACUUGAUUUCUUCAUGUCGAAGUCGAUUCCAGCGGACAAACAGGUCACGAUGGUUAUCCCUGGUAUCAAGGAUCUUCGUAUUCGUGAUUGGAUCGCUGCGGACCGUGCCCGCAUUGUUGCUCUACCUUUUGACAAGUUUAUGGUGGAGAUGAGACUCAAUUACCUUCCCCCUGACUGGGAAGACCAAGUUCGUAACGAGAUUUUGACGUCGACACUCACCGCUUCGAAAACUUCCUUCUGGAAUUGGUCACAAAACCUGCUUAAACUGAACUGCCUACUCCGGGGCACGGCGUCUGCUUUUGACGAGUCGACCUUGUGCAACCACUUGGAAGCGCAUCUCGACGACGAGUUGAAGACUAAACUCCGACACAGUGAUGCCCGCAAGGACAAGGUUUUCAAGACCUGGGUUACUGCUGUUCGUCUAUUAGACAAAGCACGUGCUGUUGAGAACAAAUGCCAACAUGAAUUGAUUGAGGAGACACUCACUCAACGUCAAUCCAAACGCCAGAACACUAGCAAUGAAGCAUUGCAAGGUCCGUCGCGACAUGGCAACACAUCACAAUCAAACACGUCUGCAGGCGGCUCCUCCUCCACAUAUACCCAUCUACCCCCCCUUACCGACGCCGAGUGCACACUCCUUAACGAGCAUGACGGUUGCACCAAGUGCCGUCGUUUUUAUACAGACCACCGCUCGCAUUCUUGCCCCAAUGGUUUUCCGGCAGGCAAGACCUACAAAACUCUGACUGCCACGGACGCUAUGAAUGCCAAGAAGGGCAAAGCUGUUACCAAACCGGCUACCAAAGCUGUCGCCGCCACUAGUGCAUCCAUUGAAACUGUUGACUCCGACGACGACAUCUCUGCGGCUGCGGCAGUUUUACCUGACUCCCCCGGAGAUUACUCCGAUUCGGUUGAGGAUCAGGAUGUGUUGCGUCGCGAGGUGCACAGUUUGACUGAAGACUUCCCAGUGAAAAUGCGCGCGUUGAUUGAUAACGGCGCACACUUAGUCCUCAUUCGCCCCGACCUCGUAGACUGCCUUGGAUUGAAGAAACAUAAACUGCCUGAACCAGAACUCGUAGACGUCGCAUUCAACAAUCAGAAGCAAAAAACACAGUUGUAUCAUUAUGUCAAACUUUCUCUCACUUCGUUAGACUCGUCUUGGACUUCGCGCACCGUUAGAGCCGUUGUCACACUGGGUCUCUGUGCCCCCAUUAUUCUCGGACUGCCCUGGCUCAUACAUAACUCAAUCGUUACAGACCACGCUGCACGCACUUGUAUAGACAAAAAUACUUUGUAUGAUUUAUUAAACCCCCCUGUGAUCAAGCCGCCUCCUCCGCCAAAACCUAAGUUGAAAGAACAAAUUAAAAUCACAAAAGCAGAUAAAAAGUUGGUUCUCGCCGAACUAAUGAUGGUCUGCAAUGACAGGAUUAACCAUCUCAAACUUAAACCGGAAAAGGUUAAGGAUUUUGACGUUGUUGGCGCUGUCCGAGAACGCAUUGAAGUUCUAGCAAUGCAAGAUUCACUGCUACAAAAAGAAACAGAAUUAAAAAAUGAAUACGGCACAAUCUUCGAACCAAUCCCACAUGUCAACGAAUUACCGCAUGAAGUGGUCGCCGAGAUUCAUGUAAAAGACGCAGAGAAAACAAUAAAAUCACGUUCCUACCCAUCCCCGCGCAAGUAUAAAGAGGCAUGGCAGAUAUUGAUUCAACAACAUCUGGAUGCUGGUCGUAUCCGUCCAUCAUCUUCACCUUGCGCCUCGCCAGCAUUUAUCGUUCCGAAGGCAAACCCAAAUGUCCUACCACGGUGGGUCAAUGACUUUCGGCAACUUAACGAAAACACCAUCACAGACUCCCACCCGCUUCCAAGAAUAGAUGACAUUCUGACAGACUGCGCUAAGGGGAAGAUCUGGGCAACGAUUGAUAUGACCAAUAGUUUCUUUCAAACGCGAAUGCACCCAGAUCACGUUCAUUUGACAGCCGUGAACACCCCAUUAGGUCUAUAUGAAUGGCUUGUGAUGCCAAUGGGACUGAAGAAUGCCCCUGCUAUUCACCAACGACGUGUUACCGCUGCACUACGCCAUCUCCUGGGCAAAUUCUGUCAUAUUUAUUUGGACGACAUCGUGAUCUGGUCAAACACCGUGGAAGAACACGAGAAGAAUGUUCGCGCGGUUCUACAAGCGCUUUGUGACGCUCGACUGUACAUCAACCCAGAUAAAACUAAACUAUUCUGCACCGAAAUCAAUUUCCUAGGUCAUCACAUUAGUGCCCGUGGAAUCGAGGCUGACUCGGGAAAAGUCAACCGUAUCAUGUCAUGGCCAACACCAACAUCAGCUACAGAAGUCCGGAGUUUCUUGGGACUGGUCCGGUAUAUCUCCGCUUUCCUGCCUGCACUUGCUGAACAUACAGGUGUACUCACGGAACUUACGACGAAAGCCUCCGACAAAAAUUUCCCGCUGUGCACGGCACCAAAAUUUCAGGUCGUGUUUGACGCGAUAAAGGCGAUUGUAACAGGGCGGGAAUGCUUAACAACUAUUGAUUUCAACAAAAUGCCAGAAAACAAGAUCUUUGUGACAACGGAUGCGAGCGACAAACGAUCUGGCAGCGUACUCUCCUUUGGUCCUACAUGGGAAACAGCCCGCCCAGUCGCUUUCGAUUCAAUGUCGUUCAAGGGCACUGAACUGAAUUAUCCUGUUCAUGAAAAAGAAUUACUGGCCGUUAUCUGUGCAUUGAAAAAAUGGCGAGUGGACCUACUUGGCUCGCCAUUCUUCAUUUACACUGAUUAUAAAACGCUGGAGAAUUUCUUAUCUCAGAAGGAUCUCUCGAGGCGCCAAGCUCGAUGGAUGGAAUUUCUCUCCCAAUUUGAUGCCAAGAUCGUGUACAUCAAAGGGGAUGACAACACUGUUGCGGACGCACUCUCCCGCUUACCAACCAACACCGAUUCUUCAACGGCUAAUGCAUCAGCUAGGCACCCAUACGAUUUUUGCGAGGACGACGACACCCUGUGCGCUGUGGCUUCAAUAUCCCUAUCCUCAUCACAAAACCCUUGGGAGGCAGCCAAAUCGCUAGCUAACGUGUCAGCAAUAUCAAACAAUGUCAGUGCAACAUUGAAAAUUACGGCGGACAAAGAUUUCCUUGAAUCUGUGAAAUCCGGGUAUGCCGAAGACGCUUGGUGUAAAACGUUACCCUCUGCCGCUCUCAGUUUCUCCAACCUCGUCUUACGUGAUGGCCUUUGGUACAUAGGUGAAAGGCUAAUCAUACCACGCACAGGUAACCUUCGCGAAUUGUUGUUUGCACUGGCCCACGACACCCUCGGCCACUUCGGUUUCCACAAGACUUAUGGCUCGCUGAGAACGGCGUACUACUGGCCAAAUAUGCGAAGGGACUUGGAACAGGGCUACGUUGCCUCCUGCCCUGAAUGUCAACGUAACAAGUUGUCAACAAUAAAACCUUACGGCCCACUGCACCCACUCCCAGUACCCGAUCAACGAGGCGAUUCCGUUGCAAUCGAUUUCAUUGGCCCGCUACCAGAAGAUGAAAACAAGAACUGCAUAAUCACGUUCACUGACCGCUUAGGUAGCGAUGUCCAGUUAGUCGCAACACGGACAGACAUCACGGCUGAAAAUCUAGCAAUCCUAUUUUUCGAUAAGUGGUAUUGUGAAAAUGGUCUACCAGCUGACAUUGUUUCCGAUAGAGACAAACUCUUCAUUUCAAGAUUUUGGAGAGCCCUGCAUAAGCUGACUGGCAUCAAAUUGAAACUGUCGACGUCGUAUCACCCGGAAACGGAUGGCGCAAGCGAACGGACUAACAAGACCGUCAAUCAAGCCCUGCGAUUUCACGUUGAGCGUAACCAAAUGGGCUGGGUCCGCGCCUUACCGUGA